Molecule: messenger RNA, 1812 nt
Organism: Paramecium tetraurelia
Lineage: Eukaryota; Ciliophora; Oligohymenophorea; Peniculida; Parameciidae
Exons: 5
Biological process (GO): transmembrane transport; monoatomic ion transport
Cellular component (GO): membrane
Molecular function (GO): monoatomic ion channel activity
Source: RefSeq, a predicted model, not a curated record
AUGUUCAUUACGCUGGAACAACCUCUACUCUCAAAAUCAUAAGGAGAAACUAAUAAAUUGGGUAAGAAUGUCCAGAUGCAAACCUUUAAUUAUAUUCAAUAAGAUGAAAAUGGGUCAUAACUUGAAGAUGUUCCCAUUAUGACAAGGAAAUUCUUACGCUAUACAAAUGGUAUUGAAGCUUAUUUGAAUACAUUUCCUUCUUUUAAUCCUGAUCAUUGGGCAAUAUUUACUUGGCGACUAUUUAUAUGCUUCAUGGUUAUAAUUUAUUUCUACUUAAUACCAAUUCUUAUGUUUUUUGGAUAUGAAAUCAUCUCAGAGAAUUUGCAUAUUGAAAAUUUUGCUGUUUUUUUGUAUAUCGUGAUGUCUUUUUUGUUUAUUGAUAUCUUCGUUACUCUAAAUACAGGGUAUUACGAUAAGGGAUAGAUGGUGUUGGAUAAGCAUAGCAUAUUUGUUAGGUAUAUUACUUAAGAAUUCCUAUUUGAUAUAAUUGCAAUAUUAGCCCUAAUUUUAUAAGUAUCUUUUCGAGAUCAUUAUGGGUUUUUAAUUUGGAUUCCAUAUCUCUUCUAUUUCAAAUAUUAUUAUGUUACUUUGGUGGAUACAUAAGUGGAAUAGCUAUUAUAAGUUCAAAGGAAACUCAGGGCAUUUUACCAAAUAUUGAAAUUAAUUUUGACAAUCCUUUUUUUGGUGAAUUUGUUUGCUUGUUUGUUUUAUGCAGCUGGAGAUUAUUGGGUUAACUAAAGAUAAGAUUAUGGAUCUUGGUUGAUUUCAUCUGGAUUACAAAAUGAUAUUUAUUCUCUGCCAGCAACUAUAAAAUAUGAAUAUUCAGUUUAUUGGGCUUUAACAACCAUGUUGACUGUUGGAUAUGGGGAUGUAACAGGUAAGAACCCUUUAGAAAUAUUUGUUUCAAUCAUAACAAUGAUAUUUGCUUGUGUUAUCUUUGCUAUGAUAGUCAGUGCAUUCUAAAAUGUAUUUUCAGAAAUUACUCAGCACAAUAUGUAAUUUGACAAAAAAAUGACUGACAUUAAUAGAUUCAUGAAGGACAAAAAUAUCGAUUAAGAAACGUAACAGAAAGUAAGGAGAUUCUUUAGUUUCAUGUUCAGUGAAAAAGUUAGAGAUUUUAAUGAAUAGAUUGAAAUAAUUAAUUAAUUGGGACCUUAAUUAAAGGAUGAAGUUAUAAUGUAAUCAUAUGGUUUGAUAUUCAAAAGAACCUUCUGGUCCAGUCAAUUUUCUUUAGACUUUCAAAAGAAAAUUGCCUAUCUUAUUAGUGAAUAGAUGUAUUGCGAUGGUGAAAUAGUUUUUAAAUAAAACUUAUGCAGUUUGAAUGGAAAUAACGACGAUGAUUGUCUCUAUUGCGUUAGCAUAGGACAUAUUCAAUUGUUUCUAUAAUUCGAAGAAUAAGAUAUGAGUUUUUAUGAGGCAGAGUAAGAUUCAAUGUUUGGAGAAUUAGGAUUCUUAACAGGGAAUUCAAGAACCCUGUCAGCUAAAAGCACAUCGAUUUCAUAAUUGUAUAAACUUAAAAGAAUGGAAUUUAUUUAGUUAUUAUAGUAGUUCCCAUUAGACUUUCAAUACUUCUGCUAACUCAGAGAUUAAAUCUUAUUCGGAUAGUACAAUUUGAUCAAUCUCAGUUGUUUCUGCUGUUAAUCGAGUAGUCACCUAGCUAACGAUUGUCCAAAAUCGCAUUACUAUCCUAAUAAGAUAUUCUUAAUUAGCAGAAUCAUGAAAAAUCAACAGGAAAGAUAACCAUUCAAAAGAAACAAUAAAGAUUUAGAGGGCUUAAGAAUAAGUCAAAUAAGAUUUGUCAUUUGUAUAUGA